This is a messenger RNA of Eupeodes corollae, 4138 nucleotides long. RefSeq names its product alpha-mannosidase 2 (gene alpha-Man-IIa). The transcript has 11 exons. The coding region runs from base 204 to 3620 and encodes 1138 amino acids. Gene Ontology annotation, cellular component: Golgi membrane. Gene Ontology annotation, biological process: N-glycan processing; protein deglycosylation; mannose metabolic process. The record is from RefSeq and is a predicted model, not a curated record. Lineage: Eukaryota; Metazoa; Arthropoda; Insecta; Diptera; Syrphidae. Gene Ontology annotation, molecular function: alpha-mannosidase activity; carbohydrate binding.
GAUGUAUCCAAAACAUAUUCCCAUAUCGGCUCGGCAGAUCAAUUGAAUAGUUUCUUUUUUGUUUUUUCGUAAUUUUUAAAAAAUAAAAUGUAUUUAAAUAGCUUAAUGUCUAUGUAAUUUCACUAAGAGAUUGUGCCAAAAUAUUAAGGCAAACUCCAUUUAGUUAAGAAUACAGAAUCUCACCAAAAAGUCGUCUCAUAAAAAUGAUGCGAUUUUCUCGAAAAUGUAAAUUGAUUUUAUGUGCUAUAUGUGUGGCAGCAUUUCUUGGCACAUAUUUGCUUAUCAAUUUUUCCGUACCGGCCGACAAGCAGACAAACGUUUUUAACAUUGAAAGUAAACUAAAACAACUUGAAAAUGGUUUGCAAAUGCAUCAACAGGAAAUGGGUCAUCUCAAGAAGAAACUGGAAAACUUCCAAAGCAAUCAAAAUAAGAUCGAGCCCGAUGCGAUGGAUUCGAAGGAACAGCGUUUUCUUAAACAUCCUAAGUUUGGACCACAGCAAUUGAAUAAAAAAGAAAUGUUCAAGGAAAUGGUAAUAAGCGCCGAGGAUAAUCAACAGUGUGACAUUAAUGUUGACCCCGAGACACAUGUUAAUAUACAGAUGCUGGAGGUAUAUAAGAAUAUCUCAUUCGACAAUGUGGACGGUGGAGUCUGGAAACAAGGAUGGAAUAUAAAAUACGAUCCUCUACAAUUUAAUGACCAUCAUAAGCUGAAGGUUUUCGUCGUGCCCCAUUCGCACAAUGAUCCAGGAUGGAUCAAAACAUUUGAUGCUUACUACGAGCACGACACAAAACAUAUUUUAUCGAAUAUGUUACGUCAUUUAAAAGAAAAUCCUGACAUGAAGUUUAUUUGGGCAGAAAUAUCUUAUUUUUCUCGCUUUUUUGAGGGACUUGGCCAGAAUUCAAAAAUGGAAACAAAAAAAUUGGUUCAAAAUCAUCAAUUAGAUUUUGUGACUGGUGGAUGGGUAAUGCCUGAUGAAGCCAAUUCGCAUUGGCUUAGUAUUUUGAUGCAAUUGACCGAAGGACACACUUGGCUAAAGAAGAAUUUGAAUGUAACUCCUACUUCGUCGUGGUCUAUUGAUCCAUUUGGUCAUAGCGCAACAAUGCCGUAUAUAUUGAAAAACUCUGGAUUUGAUAAUUUGUUAAUUCAACGAACACAUUAUUCGGUAAAGAAGCGUCUUGCCCGUAUGAAGGAACUUGAAUUUAAAUGGCGGCAAAUUUGGGAUGUUUCAGGUCGGACAGAGCUUUUCACUCACAUGAUGCCAUUCUACUCAUAUGACAUACCACACACAUGUGGUCCGGAUCCAAAGAUUUGCUGUCAGUUUGACUUUAAGCGGAUACCAGGCUUCGGAAUAGCCUGUCCCUGGCAUGUCCAGCCCCAAGCUAUUGAUGACCAAAAUGUAGCGAGAAAAGCUGAAAUGUUAGUUGACCAAUGGCGUAAGAAAGCCGAGCUCUACAAAACAAAUUCCGUAUUGAUUCCUUUGGGUGAUGACUUCCGAUACAGUCAAAGCACCGAAUGGGAAGCUCAAAUGCGAAACUAUGAAAUGCUGUUCGAUUACAUCAAUAACGAGCGCAAGAUGUUUACAGAAGCUAAAUUCGCGACAUUGCAAGAGUAUUUCGAUUCAGUUCGUAAAGAGCAGGAUUUAGCUUCCUUCCCCACGUUGAGUGGAGAUUUCUUUACGUACGCAGAUAGAGAUGAUCACUACUGGAGCGGUUAUUACACAUCUCGUCCUUAUCACAAGAGAAUGGACAGAGUGCUUCUGCAUCAUAUACGCAGUGCUGAAAUGCUUCAUGCUUGGAGUUCCUGGGAUCCAUCUGCGAAGUUUGAUGAAAUGCUUCAGAAUGCCAGGAGAGAGCUUUCAUUGUUUCAGCAUCAUGAUGGAAUAACCGGAACUGCAAAAACUCACGUUGUAUUCGACUAUGCCAAUCGAACACUCAACGCUAUAAAAGAUUGUCGGUUUGUUAUGCAACAGGCUGUGUAUCGACUUUUGACAAAGGAUUCUAUAUACAGUCCAGAUUAUAAGUUUACAUAUUUCUUCUUUGACGAAUCUCAUUGGCCAGGGCCUGAUGACGGCCGGACAACAAUCAUUCUGGGAGAUGAAUUACCAACCAAAUAUGUUGUGUUUCAUAACUCUCUGUCGAAGUGGCGAGAAGAAUUGGUUGAAUUAUACGUUUCAAAACCUUUUAUAAGCGUUCAUGAUCUCGACAACAAAGACAUUCCCGCACAAAUAAGUCCUGUAUGGUCUUGGCAUGGGCACCACGAUGGCAACGCUGCAUUCCCUCAAGCCUCUACAACGAAAUACAGAUUGCUGUUCAAGGUGAAUGUGCCUCCUUUGGGACUAAUAACCUAUGUCAUUCAAUCAGAACCUGGUGAAACUAUGCCAAAAAGCACUACUCUAGGUAAAAAUAGAAUUCUCACAGUAUCGCCGUACUCUGUAAAUUUAGGUGACUACCCGGAUCAAGUUAAGUUUGCAGAGCCCAGAGACAUCUCGUUGCGUGUUGGCGAUGGACCGACUGUGGCUUUCCAUGGGAAUGGCCUUCUCAAAUCAAUACAAAUCGAUGACUCUUCGCCACACAUUCCAACAAGUUUAAACUUUCUUCGAUACGGAACUCGAAUGACAGGCCCAAUGAGUGGUGCAUACCUGUUCCUGCCCUACGGCGAAGCGAGUCCUCUGCCCAUAGUCAAUCCCGUUGUUCUGGUCCAAGAAGGGCCAUUAGAGUCGAGUGUGACUACUGGUUUGCCAUUUGCCGUGCACCAAACCAUAUUGCGCGGAGGCCACCCUGAGAUAAGAAACAUGAUAGAUAUAGGAGUGAUGGACAACACGGAAAUUGUUAUGCGUAUAGCAACUCGCAUUCAAAGUGGGGAAACUUUCUAUACAGAUCUUAAUGGCUUACAAAUUAUAAAACGAAAAAGGUUCCAAAAGAUACCGCUACAGGCUAACUACUAUCCUAUACCAUCUAGCAUCUUUAUUGAAGACGAUAGUUUGCGGUUAACAAUUGUGUCGGCCCAACCUCUAGGUGGUACUUCAUUGAGAGGAGGUGAGAUGGAAAUAAUGCAAGAUCGACGCUUAGCUCAAGAUGACGAACGCGGGCUGGGCCAAGGGGUUCUAGACAAUCGCCCAGUACAACACAUAUUCCGUUUGGUUUUGGAAAAAAUCGAGUCUUGCUCAAAAUUAACAGAGGAAUACCCUGGAGGAUUCCUUACAAAAAAUGCAUUUAAUGAAUAUCAGACUCUCUUACAUCCAAUUGAUAAAUUCAUUUGGGUUGAAAAUGAUUGGGUAGGUGUUCAAAACACAUUCGGAGAAAAUCACGAGCAAGUCGAGGAGGGAGUUCAAUUGGCCGUUAUGCGAAAUAUUCCAAACACUAAACCAUUUAGUAAAAAGAAAGAUAAAGCAUCUCUGGACACUGGAUUGGUGGUACACAGAACUAAUCUAAUGGAAUGUAAUUCAGAUAGUCAUAGAUCUGGAGUGAUAAAUAUUAAAAGAUUAUUGAGCCUCUCCGAUGAAGAAAACGCGAGCAUAUACAAAACGGUCUUGACAUUUAUUGGCAAAAAGCAACCAAUAACAACAGACGAAAUCAAUUUCUGCCCUAUGGAUACCAAAGCAUUUAUCAUUCAAAGAUGACAAAACUAAAUCUUGCUUGACUUGACAAGACAAACAAAUUAGCAACAGCGAAUCUCUAAGAUCUAAUCUCACAGACAAAAAGAAAAGAUUUUCUCUUAACAGUUCUCUAUUUUAUUUUGUAAUUAUUCUAAUUUUCACUUGUGAUAUUACUAACGUUAUUUUUGUUUUACAUCUCAAAAUAAUUUAUAUACAAAUUUUGAGGGUGUUUCGUAAUAGAAAAUUAUGUUUACGUACCAAAUUAAUAAAAUCAAUCACAACUUUUUCAAAGGCAUUAUAAUAAAUACAUAUAUUUCAUAAAAAUAAAUAAAUCCAGAUAAAUAAAUUUAAAAUCUUAUACGCAUAAUUAUUGUGUAAAAGAAUGCACUGAAAUGUAAUAAACUAAUAAAACAAGAACAAAACUUUAACUAACUGAAACUAUAAUUUAAAAAAAAGUCAAUUUUAAGCUAAAUGUUAACUGUACAAUUAUUUCACCCUAGUUUUCAACUUUUGUGCGUAAAUAAAAAUGUUAAAAAAAGAAA